Messenger RNA from Racocetra fulgida, 454 nucleotides. The record is from the annotation of a GenBank genome assembly. Lineage: Eukaryota; Fungi; Glomeromycota; Glomeromycetes; Diversisporales; Gigasporaceae.
CUAUUGUUUUACCUCAACUGUUGACUUUACUAAUUCUGCACCAACUGACAAUUUUGCUAAUUCUGCAUCAACUAAUAAUUUUGGUAUUAACAUUAAUUUUAUAUCAGUAUUAACUACCAAUUCUGCAUCAACUACCAAUUUCAUAUCAACUGCCAAUUUAGUAUCAAUUAACAAUUUAGCAUCAACUACUGAUUUUAUAUCAACUGCCAAUUCUGCAUCAACUGCUGAUUUUGUAUCUACUAUAUCAAUUUCUGAUAAUCAACAAGUAUCUAAAAAGACUAUUGAUUUGCUAAAAGAAAUUAAAACAAUUUGCAAUAAAGUAGGUCAUAUUCAAACUAAUAAUGACUUGGCUUUUUUUGUAAAUCAACUAAACAACAAAUAUCCUUUAUCUCAAAAUGAUAUUGAUAACCUUGCAGCUAUAGCAACCAAAGAAAGACCAAGUGGUACUAAAUGA